Molecule: messenger RNA, 1232 nt
Organism: Salvia miltiorrhiza (redroot sage)
Lineage: Eukaryota; Viridiplantae; Streptophyta; Magnoliopsida; Lamiales; Lamiaceae
Exons: 8
Coding region: 308-1006 (232 amino acids)
Molecular function (GO): oxidoreductase activity
Source: RefSeq, a predicted model, not a curated record
UUACAAAACUCGCUAUUUCCAUAAAGUCAUUCACAAGUUGUAUGAAUCGAAGACCGGGAGAAGCGUUCGGAGCUGGGACGGCCGGAACCUCAUCGGUGUUUGAAUCGAAGGAAGAGUCGGAAGAAGACAAAACAGAGCAUGGUUGCAUUGACUUUAUUACCCUCAACUACUAGCGGGUCGUUAGGAGAUUCCUUUCAGAAACACAAACGGAAUAUUUAUCUAUAUUUUUUGCGCGGAGAGUUUUCAUUUAGUCAAACGUGAAAAAUACGCAUAUUUAGACACGAUUCUCAUCAUCCAGAAAUCUUGUAUGCUUCGCCACUGUUCCAAUAAUUCUCAGCUUCUUCGGAUUUCCAGAUCAAUCUCGAUGAGUAGCAGCAGUGUAAAGAAACUCAUUAAGAUCGAUGUCGUUGCCGACACCGUCUGCCCAUGGUGCUUCGUGGGCAAAAAGAAUUUGGACAAAGCAAUAGCUUCAUCAAAUGAUCAAUACAAUUUCGAGAUCAAAUGGCAUCCUUAUAUGCUUAAUCCAAAUGCGCCAAAAGAAGGCGUUGUUAAGAAGGAUUAUUACCUGAAUCGAUUUGGGCCUCGCUCUAUACAGAUGGAAUCUCGAAUGGCUGAGAUUUUUAAGGGCUUGGGAAUGGAUAAUUAUGACACAUCAGGACUCACUGGGAACACACUGGACAGCCAUAGGUUGAUAUAUUUUGCCGGGACACAGGGGUUAGACAAGCAGCAUAAACUUGUCGAGGAGCUUGGUGUAGGCUACUUCACGCAGGGAAAGUAUAUAGGCGACAAGGAAUUUCUCGUGGAGUGUGCCAAGAAGGUCGGAGUAGAAGGAGCAGCCGAGUUUCUUCAAGAUCCCAACAAUGGACUCAAGGAGGUUAAUGAGGACCUUAAACGCUACGCAUCACAAAUCAAUGGAGUCCCUCAUUACACGAUAAACGGUAAGAACCAGCUGAGUGGAGGUCAACCACCCGAGACCUUCCUACGAGCUUUUCAAACGGCUGCAUGACUGGUACCUGAACCAAACUGAGGAACAAUAGUCUCUUUGAUGAAGUGUUGGUCACUUUCCUCGUCAACAUAUGUUCUGUGCCAAGUCUUAUUUAAUAUUAUGUGUUUGAGGUGGUCUGAUUUUGUAAGAUAUUGUGCUGCAGACUUCUAAUGUCUUGAUUGUGUGAUUGAUGAUAUAAUAUGUGGUGCUCCUAAUCAUUCAAUGGUAAAUUAUUUUAUUGUGAUCA